This is a messenger RNA of Corythoichthys intestinalis (scribbled pipefish), 6227 nucleotides long. RefSeq names its product disintegrin and metalloproteinase domain-containing protein 10-like. Gene Ontology annotation, molecular function: metalloendopeptidase activity involved in amyloid precursor protein catabolic process. The transcript is spliced from 16 exons. Gene Ontology annotation, biological process: Notch signaling pathway; membrane protein ectodomain proteolysis. The record is from RefSeq and is a predicted model, not a curated record. Gene Ontology annotation, cellular component: synaptic membrane; plasma membrane. Bases 102 to 2450 code for a protein of 782 amino acids. NCBI's taxonomy places the organism in Eukaryota, Metazoa, Chordata, Actinopteri, Syngnathiformes, Syngnathidae.
CGCGCAGGAGCGAGGGGGCGAAACUGCAAUAAACACACAGGGCGUCUGCGCCGCCUAUCUAACUAGGACAAUAAAGUGCAAACGGUAUCAAUGCUAUAACAAUGGAUGUAUCCGAUAUGCUUCUCAUCAAACUUGUCCUCUUCGCCUAUUUGCUACAUGACACUCAAGGGCACUAUAGGAACCCCCUCAACAAGUACAUCCGCCACUAUGAAGGUCUUUCCUAUGACACAGAGCUGGUACACAGCAACCACCAGAGAGCUAAGAGGGCACUCUCCCACCAAGACCAGUUUCUUCAUUUAGAUUUUCAUGCUCAUGGAAGGCAUUUCAAUCUUCGCAUGAAGAGAGAUACUACUCUCUUUGCACCAGACAUGAAGGUGGACGUUUCGGGAGAAGAGUCGACAUAUGAUACCUCUCACAUCUACACUGGAGAAAUAUAUGGUGAGAAGGGCACCCUGGCUCAUGGCUCCAUCGUGGAUGGUAAAUUUGAGGGCUUCAUUCAAAGUUUCCACGGCAACUACUACGUGGAACCCACUGAGCGAUACUUGGAGGGCAAAGACGUGCCUUUCCACUCUGUCAUGUACCACGAGGAUGACAUACACUAUUCUCACAAGUAUGGCCCAGAGGGAGGCUGUGCUGAUAGCUCCGUGUUCGAGAAGAUGAGAAAGUACCAAGCCUCUGCUGUAGAAGAGCCAUCCAAGCCAAUCCACAGUCAAGCAGUCGAUAAUGAAUCUGUGAUGUUAAGAAAGAAGAGGAUGGCACAGGCUGAGAAAAACACGUGCCAGCUCUUCAUCCAAACAGAUCACCUCUUCUACAAGCAUUACAAGACGAGAGAGGCUGUUAUUGCUCAGAUUUCCAGCCACGUCAAGGCCAUUAAUGCUAUCUAUCAAGGCACAGAUUUCUUAGGGAUUCGCAACAUCAGUUUCAUGGUGAAAAGAAUCCGGAUAAACACCACCAGUGACGAGAGGGACAAGUCCAACCCGUUUCGCUUCGGGAACAUCGGCGUGGAAAAGUUCCUGGAGCUGAACUCUGAACAAAACCACGAUGACUACUGCUUGGCUUACGUCUUCACUGACAGAGACUUUGAUGAUGGCGUCUUGGGUUUGGCCUGGGUGGGAGCCCCCUCAGGGAGUUCUGGUGGGAUCUGUGAAAAAAGCAAGUUGUACUCCGAUGGGAAAAAGAAGUCACUCAACACAGGAAUCAUCACAGUCCAAAACUAUGCCUCCCACGUGCCUCCCAAAGUCUCCCAUAUCACCUUUGCACAUGAAGUAGGGCACAACUUUGGCUCCCCGCAUGACUCCGGAUCUGAGUGCACACCAGGUGAAGCCAAGAGCCAAGACAAAAAGGAGAAGGGCAAUUACAUCAUGUAUGCCAGAGCUACAUCAGGAGACAAGCUGAACAACAACAAAUUCUCUAUCUGUAGUGUGCGCAACAUCAGCCAGGUGCUGGAGAAAAAGAGAAGCAACUGUUUUGUUGAGUCUGGUCAGCCCAUCUGUGGAAAUGGCCUCGUGGAACCAGGAGAGGAGUGUGACUGUGGCUACAGUGACCAGUGCAGGGACCAGUGCUGCUAUGAUGCCAACCAGGCUGAUAACAAGAAGUGCAAAUUAAAGCCCAACAAAGUCUGCAGUCCCAGCCAGGGUCCCUGUUGCACCGCUGAGUGCAGCUACAAGGGGCGCAAUGAAAAGUGCAGGGACGAAUCGGAGUGCGCUCAUCAGGGCAUGUGUAAUGGAGUGAGCCCCCAGUGUCCAUCAUCUGAGCCCAAGGCCAACUUUACUGCCUGCCACGGCGAAACUCAAGUCUGUCUGAAUGGGGGCUGCUCCGGCUCCAUCUGUGAGAAGUACGGACUGGAAGCCUGCACAUGCGCUAGCCAAGAAGGGAAGGAUGAGACGGAGCUUUGUCACGUGUGCUGCAUGGAGAAGAUGAAUCCCAACACAUGCAGCAGUACGGGGUCAGAGCGUCUGGCUCGUUUCUUCAAUAAGAAGGUGACCACCCUGCCGGCCGGCUCGCCGUGCAACGACUUCAAGGGGUACUGCGACGUGUUCAUGAAGUGUCGUCUGGUGGAUGCGGACGGCCCCCUCGCUCGGCUCAAGAAGGCCAUUUUCAACCCGGAGCUUUAUGAGAACAUUGCUGAAUGGAUUGUGGCCCACUGGUGGGCAGUGCUACUGAUGGGAAUCGCUCUCAUCAUGCUCAUGGCUGGCUUCAUUAAGAUCUGUAGUGUACAUACACCCAGCAGUAACCCCAAGCUUCCGCCGCCUAAACCACUUCCAGGCACUUUGAAGCGGCGGCGAGCGCAGCAGCACGCGAGCUCCCAGGUGCAACAUCAGUCGCAACACGGCGGUCACGGGGGUCAGCGGCAGGGCCAGAGGCAGCCUCAGCGGCAGUCCCAGCAGCAGCACCAACGGCACCACCGUCAGCCCAGAGAGAACUAUCAGAUGGGCCAAAUGAGACGCUGAGAUCUCUUGCCACCCCGCAAAUCUCUCCCCCGCCACCCCUUCCAAUGCCUUGGCUCCUCCUUGUGCCUACAGUGGGAAACUUAAGCGUCACUCCAUCCAAAGAAAAGCUUGUCGGUCACCACCGUCUCCUCCGUCUUACAGCCACGCGAAAGAAGAGAAAAAUUCAGCGACUCAGUUUCCGCCGCCACGCAAUCUGGCUUCUUUUUCCAUCGUCAUUUUGUUUUGGCUCAUUUCAAAGGAGUGCCAAGGAGUUUUAAAGAACCAUCUGUAGCUUUAGUCCACUUUUGUGCUGUGUUUUGGUUCUGUUGCGAUGUCGUCUCAAGUGACACGCUUGUGGCUGCCGUUGAAUCGUCGCGUGCUUUUCUUGCGCCGUUUUCACCACAAACAGGAGAGAGAGAGACACUCGGCGGGGGAUUGGCGCCACGUUUUGGAUUUCCCCAAAUCUGCGAAAGACACAUGCUCCGUUCUUGUGCGGACAGUCUCCUGCAUGUGACUGUACAUAUUUAGUGUAUCAUAAGUGAAAACGAACUAUUUCUUCUACUGUAAAUGUGUAAUUCUUCACUCUCUUUUGUUUUUCUUUUAUGUUUUGGUUAGCGCUCUCAGGACUUUUAACACAUAAAUGAAGGAAUGACGGUCGCCAGGAGUUCCUCGGAUCUUGUCAGAUCCUCUCUGCGGUCGUCCAAUCAGGUGGAGCUCGUUCAUUUUGGGUUGCUUGCUUCUCAAUUUGAACAAAGUCACCAUAUCCCUCUUGUUUUUUUUCCAAGCCCGUCUUUCCAUUGUUUUAUUUCUUGUGCGCUUUUGUCGUGUUUAACAAGCUCGUUGAGAGAAACAAAAGGAUCCUUCUGCUUGAUAUAUCUUUUCUUUUACCGAUUAAAUUUAGCUCAAUGAAGAAUGAAUUACCACUAAAUAAAACUGCGACGACUUAUAAGGAAAAGGCGUAAGUCAAUGACUGCUGCCACUUGGGCUGCGUUCAGACUGCAGGCAUAUCUGAUUCCAGUCGGAUUCCUACUCAAAUCUGAUUUUUAGGGAGAACUUUUCACACUAUUUUUUUUUUUUUUUUAGCAAGUCUCCAAAUCGGAUCUGGGCCUGUUCAGACUGGGCAACAUCAUUGACACUAGGGCUGCAGCUAUCGAUUAUUUUGGUAGUCGAUUAAUCGAUGAACUACUUAGUUCGAAUAAUCGAGUAAUCGGAUAAAGAACAUAAACAUUUAAAAUACCUGAGCUGAGCCUCGAAUGGUAUAAAAAAUAAAUAAAUGAGGAUCUACAGUGGGGAGAACAAGUAUUUGAUACACUGCCGAUUUUGGUUUUUCCACUUGCAAAGCAUGUAGAGGUCUGUAAUUUGUAUCAUAAGUUCUCUUCAAUUGUGAGGGACGGAAUCUAAUACAAAAAAACAAAAUCAAAUUGUAUGAUUUUUAAAUAAUAAAUUUGCAUUUAAUUGCAUGAAAUAAGUAUUUGAUACAUCACAAAAAUCGAACUUAAUAUUUGGUACAGAAACCUUUGUUUGCUAUUACAGAUACCAAACUUUUCCUGUAGUCCUUGACAAGGUUUGCACACAUUGCAGCAGGGAUUUUGGCCCACUCCUCCUUGCAGAUCUUCUCCAGAGCCUUCAGGUUUCGGGGCUGCUACCGGGCAACACGGACUUUCAGCUCCCUCCAUAGAUUUUCUAUCGGGUUCAGAUCUGGUGACUGGCUAGGCCACUCCAGGACCUUAAGAUGCUUCUUACAGAGCCACUUUUUAGUUGCCUUGGCUGUGUGCUUUGGGUUGUUGUCAUGCUGGAAGACCCAGCCACGACCCAUCUUCAGGGCUCUCACUGAAGGAAGGAGGUUGUCAGCCAAGAUCUGGCGAUACAUAGCCCCAUCUAUCCUCCCCUCAAUACGGUGCAGUCGUCCUGUACCCUUGGCAGAGAAGCAGCCCCAAAAAAUAAUGUUUCCUCCUCCAUGUUUCACGGUUGGGAUGGUGUUCUUGGGGUUGUACUCAUCCUUCUUUUUCCUCCAAACACGACGAGCCGACUUUAGACCAAAAAGUUCAAUUUUGGUCUCAUCCGACCACAUGACCUUCUCCCAUUGCUCCUCUGGAUCAUCCAGAUGGUCAGUGGCAAACUUCAGAAGUGUCUGGACAUGCACUGGCUUCAGCAGCGGGACCUUGCGUGCGCUGUAGGAUUUUAAUCCAUGACGGCUUAAUGUGUUUCCGAUGGUUUUCUUCGAGACUGUGGUUCCAGCUCGCUUCAGGUCAUUGACCAGGUCCUGCCGUGUAGUUCUGGGCUGAUCCCUCACCUUCCUCAUGAUCAGUGAUGCCCCACGAGGUGAGAUCUUGCAUGGAGCCCCAGAACGAGGCAGAUUGACCGUCAACUUGAACUUCUUCCAUUUUCUAAUAAUCGUUCCAACAGUUGUUACCUUCUCACCAAGCUGCUUGCUUAUUUUCCUGUGGCCCAAACAGUUCAACUGUAGUUCAAACAGGUGCAGUUACUUCCGGUAAUGAGUGGAGAACAGGAGGGGUUCUUAAAAAAGAACUAAGAGCCGAAAUAUUUACUAGUUGGUAAUGUAUCAAAUACUUAUUUGAUGCAGUUAAAUACUAAUUUAUUGUUUAAAAAUUAUACAAUGUGAUUUUCUGGAUUUUUGUAUUAGAUUCCGUCCCUCACAGAUGAAGAGAAAUUAUGAUACAAAUUACAGACCUCUACACGGCUUGCAAGUGGGAAAACCAGCAAAAUCGGUAGUGUAUCAAAUACUUGUUCUCCCCACUGUAAGUACAACAAAAGAACAAUCGGCUAACUUGAAUAGUAAAAGUCCACUAGCUUAAAUGCUAUAAAACGCUAACUUUUUUUUUUUUUUUUUUUUUUAACACCAUGCUUUUAACAAAUGGUUCAAACACAUAUGCCCACAAAAAACGGCUAAAUAUACCUAUAAACGCAAUUACAAGUGCAUUUAAAAAAAAAAAAAAACAUUAGCUCAAACAAAAACUUGGCUUAUGUUGGUCUUAACAGGGAGAAGCUGGAUUCAGCCUCGUGAAAUGAGGCAGACGAGAGUGCAGUAUAUCCACCCAAAUCAAUACAGCUAAAUGCAAACACUAUCAAAACAAAACAUUACAACGCCACAUUAAUUAAACAAAUACUCGAAGCAGCAAAAUUUAAUUUGAAUCUUUUUUUCUAAUCGAAUACUCGACUUAAUUGAUUAAUCGAUGAAGCACUAAUUGACACACCUGACAGGUUGCUGUGGCAACGAAGGCGUCAUCAAGCAUAGUGAAGUCACAUACAGUCAAAACCAAUCUGAGCUGUUCAGACUGAGAAACAUUUUGUCCAUAUCUGAUAUGAAACUACCUCCCGUAUGUGGUUUCAAUCUGCCUCGCAAAAAUCUGAUUUCUGUGCUUUGUGACUGUUCAGACCACAAAAGAGCCAUCCAGUUUUAAUCUGGAUGGGCUAAAACUCAGUUUUGCCUGCCAGUCUGAACAAGGCCUUAGUUUAGGAGUGAGUCUAACUGACACGCUUAUGGAAGUAUGUUUCAAAAUGACUUGGUGUGAAUGUGCUCAAAAAGUAGGCUUAUCAUUCUAUUGUGCUUAACAGAUAGCAAAUCUUUUGUGGGCAUGCGGAGGCAUUAAUUCAAUGUGACUUGAUCAACUUUGGUCUUUGAUGUGUUUCAAUACUGAUAACUAUUAAUGUGAAAAUAAAAGGAAGUUUUGUUGAGGCAAUAUUUUCACACAGAUUGACUUGCUACUCCACAGUCUUUCACUUCCCAGUUUAAAUCUCUUGUACUUUUUUUUUUUUUUUUUUUGUUCCUUUCACAAA